AUGACAGUGCAGCAAAUUCGGAUGGUGACAACACCAGUGGAUGUGGCGUUUGGAAGGGAUGCCACACAGAUUGUGGUCAUUGCAAAAGGCCUGCUGGACCGUGCAAGUGUAUCUCUGUACACCUUGGAGCAAGGCAAAGCCAAGGCAGAGGAGGAAUGGAAGUUGGAUGAAAUAUUCAGGAAUGAACCUGCGCUGCGAAUGGUUUCGGCGGUUUCCUCCACGGGAUCCCGUGCACUGAUUCUCUGCUGCUCAGAGAAGAAAGAAGCAAAGUUGAUAUCAGAUAAGGGAGACGUUCUGUCUGUGAUCGAGCCAAAUUCGUUUCGGAACCAUGAUGUCACCUUGUCUGGCGAUGGUCGAUUUCUCUCUGUGGCAUCCUUCACUGCAGAUGCCAAAGUGUGGGAGGUUCAGUUUUCCAGGGACGGCACUUUCAAGGGCACGCCCAAAGUCAUGGACCUCAAGGGCCACAAGGGCCAGGUCACAGCUGUGGCCAUCUCACAGGACUCAAGGAAGGCUGCAACGGCAUCCAAGGAUGGCCAUCUGAAGAUUUGGAACUUGGAUGUGCGGCAUCAUCAGAAGGAAGACGCCAAAUGCCUCCUGACGACUGCACAAGAGGUGCCGAAAGGCCAGUGUUAUGGUCGACUUGUUUUCGGCCCGAGGGAAGCACUCGCGGCUGCGUGGGGCUCACAUGUGCACCUCAUCGACACCUCGACAGGGAGAGUGGCAACGACGAUCGACGACGCCCAUGAUGGUCCCAUCACCAGCCUGGCAUGGGCUCCCACUCUCCUGCAAACAAAGAGCGGGGAAGUGGCCGUGCUGGCCACGGCAGGGGAAGAUGGGCGUGUGCGCCUUUGGAAGGCGCCCCAAUGA
Messenger RNA from Ostreobium quekettii, 867 nucleotides. NCBI's taxonomy places the organism in Eukaryota, Viridiplantae, Chlorophyta, Ulvophyceae, Bryopsidales, Ostreobiaceae. The record is from the annotation of a GenBank genome assembly.